AUGCCUACACCUCUACCACCGAAUCUCUAUGUAUCUGGAACGCCAAUGCACACCGCGUACUCAAGCUGUCUGGCUUUCCAAGCUCAGACUCCGCAGCUUCAGGUCCCCUUGACGGCCAACCCAACGCCACUCGUUUCUGCAAGGUUGCUGGGUUAUAUGAUUCUCCACUCGCCUACGCCACAAGGACGUGCCAACAUCUGCAAUGAAAUCAACUCGUGUAAUGGCAAUCGCGAUAUGUUCCAUGAUCUAGCGAACUUUUACGUUGAUCGCUACCUCCGCUCCUUCAGGUCAACCAAAGGACGAACGCCUGUGCACUCCGACCAUCCCUCCCGACAAUCCUUCGAUGAGAUGCAGGAGACUAUCAAGUAUUUGUUCGACGGACCUCCUAAAAACCAUCUGGAAGCCAAGGCUGCGGCUCUUGAGCGUGAUGGCUAUCGCUGCAUGGUUACUGGUAGAUACGAUACGAGUAGUUGCGAGAAAAACCCCGACAUUGCCGCGCUUGCUGUGCAAAGUGGCACGGUCGCACGAGAAACCCAUGCUUCUCAUAUUUUCGCUCCCUCCACAAGUCAAGAUAUAUCUGGGCCAAACGCUGAUGGGCCGAAGCAUAAUUUCGCUGCCUCCGCAUGGGCUGUCAUGGAGCGUAUGGGCAGUGUUCUGGUCCCAGAUGAGCUGAACGGCCCAGACAUUCAUCGACUUGAGAAUGUUAUGACACUGGAGACAGGCGUGCACAGUUUGUUCGAUAACCUCAAAUUAUGGUUUGAACCGACUGGCACACUACCACAUCAAUAUCGCCUGUGUUCCCCAAACAGCGCCUUAUAUAUUUCUAACCUACCGCAAACCGUUACUUUCACGUCAACAUCCCAGCACUUGCCCCUCCCAGACCUACGUUACCUUGCUUUGCAUGCCGCCUGCGCCAAAGUUGCUCACCUUUCAGGAGCUGGAGAGUAUAUUGAUACCAUUGACAGAGAGCUGGAAUCGACUGGUGUGUUAGCUACUUGUGGAUCGUCUGCAGGUUUGUUGGAAGCUGCGUUGAACCGACACUUCCAAUCUGUCUUUGUACGUUGA
Messenger RNA from Cyclocybe aegerita, 1065 nucleotides. NCBI's taxonomy places the organism in Eukaryota, Fungi, Basidiomycota, Agaricomycetes, Agaricales, Hemipholiotaceae. The record is from the annotation of a GenBank genome assembly.